AUGCAAAGUAUUGGUAGCGUAGCAUCUGGAGUUGUUCCCGUUGACGUGAUCGUUCACUGGCCGCGUCGCUCGAGCGCCACAAGCAGUAUUGUCAGCACGGGUACGCUCACGGGCAGCGACACCGAGCGCACGGGCGGUCAGGACGGCAACAAGGCCAGCAGAACGGAAUCCGCCAGCAGUGACAACGUUUUCGCGCCCGUCCAAGCAACGGAACCGGAUACACCCGUGCCCACAGAAAUAAGCGUGAAACCGGACGUAACACUAACUGAUACAGACAAGUCUGAAGUUAGUAACAGUAACGGUAGCAGUAACAGUAACAGUAACAUGUCAGCAAACAACUCCAACUCUGCAGGGCCGACACUCCUGCUGUCCUCUCUACUCCGUCCACAGGCACAGGAGCAGCAAAGAACUUCUCAACAACAAGCACAACAAAUACAACAACAACAACAACAAAUACACCAACAACAACAAGUGCAACCACAGCAACAAGUACAACAAUAUCAACAACAAAUACAACAUCAAGAGGUACAACAAAAACAAGGACAACAACAUCAGCAACAAGAAGUACAUUUACAGCAACAUCACCAACAACAGCUGGUACAGCAGGAGGUCAGACAAGGACAGCAGCAGCUGUCAAAGGAACAGCACCAGGUUACAGUUUCAAAGGGACAGCAAUUUGCGACUCAUGAAAAACGUGUCUCCGAAUCACAGACAUUUCAGUCCAGUUCUAGUACUGUAACCAGCACUAGCACUGUUAUACAGGAAACGUCCACCUUUACUACAUCAUCUAGCAGCAGCUUUUCUUUCAGAAGUGAAGCACAAGAAUCUGCAAUGUCCAAAGAAACCAAAGUUCACGAGGAAAACGUGAGUGAAGUUUUUGACAGUGAAGAGAAAAUGUUAGCGAGCCCAAGCAGUAGUGGGUUUAGCCAAGCUACAGCAGUGCAGCACAAUGUGAUAGACUCUGUACAACAUGUUAGCAGUCAAAAUAUAGAACAUAGCACUGAAACCAAGACGUUUCAGUUCUCCGACAGUGUAGGAACGAGUGUUGUAAGGUCCACCCUACAGGAAACGGUGUCAGGAAUAGGGUCCUUCCAGCGCACCAGCACUCCUACACUGGAGGUAGAGGCUUCCGUCCGCACGCCAGCGGAAUCCCCGGUGAAAAGCGAGGCUAGUUCCGAGGCGAACGUGGAAGAAUCCAGCGAGAGUGCGACGGGAAGUUACGCCACCCCGGACACCUCCAUGGGUCAGGCUGCUCUAGAAGACUCUGCAUCGAACCCACCAGCUUUGGUGAAGGACGAUCCGUCUGUGGACUCGCAACUGUUCGUAUCUGCGGCCGAUUUCAGUCAAGCAGCUUUAGAAGAAAAGCAAGACGACGUCUUAGACGAAGAGUCAUUGUCUGAUGUUGUUUCUCAAUCUGUUAAAGACUGUGAUGUUAUCGUUGGUCAAACGGACGGAGAUUCAGACAAAACUUGUUCAAACGGAAACUGCGGUCAUGAUAGUAACGCUGCCAUAGCAAUGCAGGGAGAACAGACGGAGAAGAGUACACAGAAUGGGCCUGCAUUUGAUUCACUAAGCGCAAAAGAAGUGGUAAGAACUUUUGACAGCACAGAAGACAAAUCGUCAGGUUUCUACUGGUCCGAUCUGGGACAAAAAGCCAUAGAUGAAGAGGCCAUGUUCGUGGGAAAGGCAGAACACAAUCAUAACAUGGCUGCAGCAGAUGCGAGUGUGGAAGAGAGCACGGAGUCAACCAUAGAAGAACAGAACACUACAGUAGGUUUAAGCUUCAAUAAGACAGAUGGUAGCACAGGCAGUCUUGAAAAUUCUGUAAGCAGCAAAGGUGCUGGUCUUCAAGACAGUGAAAAUUAUGCAUUCACAGGCUUGGACGGUAAAGACGCUUCUGAUGUAGUAGAAAUGUCUAAAGAAAGUUUCGUUGACAAGCCCGGUGACUUCUGGAACACGCAUGGAAGAGAAAAUGUUUCGAGUAGUGACGUAUCUUUUGACAUGCAACCUAAAGUGUACAAAGAUGAAGCCGAAGACAAAGACAUGUUUGCAGAAGAGAAUCAAAAGUUGCGCGAAGACAAUCCUCUAGACUUCAGCGCAGCCUCGAUCGGACAGGACAUUUUCGGGAGCAGCUUCGUUCCCACCAGCACCAAACAGCUGCCGCGAGAUGAGGACUCGGUGAGCAGUAGCGUACAGGGGGACUCUGGAGCGGACAUCACUGGGGACUGGGCAAGCUCAGAUGAGGAGGAAGAGAGUUCAGCUGUGCCAACGAUUCAUCCAGACGAGCAGGUCUUACACAGCGAUGUUGUGUCCAGCUCUGAACAGUCUGAUAUUGCAGGUAGAGGCAGCUCCCUUCACGACUCAGCUGCACAGCUCUCACCCAAAGCCAGCCCCAAAUCCAGCCCCCCGAAGGACGAGCUUGAGCUGUAUCGUGAAAGGAAGGCCUCGCUGAGCGAGAGCCAGGGUUCCGAGGACGACUCGACCAGUCCCGCCCCCUCGGAGGUGAAGACCGUGGUGACGAACGACCUCUCGGACGACACAGAGUCCCCGGACUCGGCCAUGUUGGUGAGUCCGUACGCAGAAGAGGCUGCAAGAGAUAUGGAUGAAGACAGCCUAGAGCAACAGGCCCCAGCAGGUGAGAGUGCACACCUGGAGGAUGUACCAGCGAUAGUUGUGACGAUGGACCAGGCCAUCUCCAGUCCUGUGCUGCUACUGGAUGAACUGGACGGACCUCGGGAGUCUACCGACCAUCCCGACAGCUCUGCACAAGACCGACCAGACCAGUUUGAGGGCAGCGAUGUCCUACGUCUGACGGAGGGAGCGGUCCUGGAUGAGUCUACAACAGACGACCUUCCGGAGUCGGACACGCGAGACUCCGCCCUGGCCAGCAGCAUACAGAGCACCCCCCUGACCCCCUCCCCCACCUCCAUACUCCCCCCACAGCCACAGAAGAGUGCUCUGAAACAUCCUGGCAGUGUGAGUGACAAGUCCAGACGUGUGUGUUUCCUAAGUGAAGGCAGCUCUGUCCAUGUAGAAGUCUUCAACUACACAAAGGAGCCAGAUGAAGACCUGGAGCACAUUGUCCUCAUCCGUGACAGCGACGGGAGCUCCACAUCUGAAACUUCCGACUCAGAGAUGGACGAAGAUUCAUCCUUACAGGGUGAGUAUGACUGGGGUUCAGAUGAUGAGGAAGAUGAGGAGGAAUACGACCUUGAGUGGGACGACGGGAUGACGAAGGUCGUACAGGACAUGAACAGCAUGUCGUCUGGCACGCCGUCUCCGAGCUUCACGUUUACGCAGGCCGCCAUAUCGUCCAACUACGUGGGUUCCUCCGCCGCGUACAUCCCCCGUACCACCAUGUUCAGUGCUGCUGUGGAUGGACAAAUGGAGCACCAUGCCGUGGAAAGGCUGGAGACUUCACCGCUCCCCUCCCCAUCUUGGAGCCCAUCUCGCUUCUCCGUGCAGCCGGCAAACUUCUCAAAGGAGCCUACCAAAGCUGUUGCAGACAUCAGGGAUGACAGUGACAGUCUUGAGGUGAUUUUGUCAGACGACGAGAGACCCGUCACCUCUCCUUGAAGACGUCUUGAAACAAGAUUAAGAUUGCACCAGAAGAGCAUCACAUCUUCAAGUCCAGGUGCAAAACUUAAGACAUUUAGAAAUGAUUGUGAAUAGUCUACUAUAAGCCUUUUACUAAGUCUACAAUGCCUGGGUGAGCAGUACAUCCAAUAUACAUUGUACAUAACUAUAAUUGUGCUGUGCUUUAUAGAAAGUGAAUGGAAAAAUGAGCCUGUAGAGAAUGGAAGAAGAGAAUUGGCCCAGGAUUUCACCACAAGGACCAUAGACUGUAUAGUAUUACAUGUACAUGUAGAGAGAAAAAGAAUCCAUGUGUAAUCCAUCGCCUCAACACACAUUGUACACAGUGCCAACCCUUAGCCUCCUUUGCAUACUUCGAGAGGGACUGGCUUUUAUAUCAUGGGAGCUGGUUGGCUUGUUUCAAAGGUUUUGAAAGGGAGUUUGCCGUGGAAGGAAGCUUGCCAAGAAAGGUAGUUUGCCGUGGAAGGAGUUUCUCCAGUGCUCAAAGUCUGCAAAAGGGGCUAGACAACCCUAAAGACAGAGGUACAGAUGAACUGUCAUGCAGCUCAUUUUACACCAAAUAAUGCAAAAUCUGUUUGAUCCUUAAGAAUGACAGUCCAUCAAAAAGCACAGUGAAGCCCCAAACAGUUUCUUGAAUAUUGUAGAUUUUAAUGAAAUACACCAAGAAAUUGCACAGGGUAUAUACAUGUGGAACUUACUAUAUGCAGAAAAAAUAUGUGCACAAGGUAGUUGGAAGACAUACCCAAUAUAUAUGGAUGUAUAUUUGGUGAAAGAUUUUACUGCACCCACUUUUGACUAAGAAAAAGUUUGCACCGACAUGUACAUAUGAGUUUUAUGUACACACAUACAUGUUGCACUGGACAAGUCAGGUUAUUUGUCCACAGAAGAACAGUUUCUCACAGCUUUCAGUAUUCAUUUGCAGACAUGCUGACAGUGAAAUACAGGUACCCAUGCUGCAAUCUCUUGUACAUAGAGCAGCAAACUCGACAUGACAAAAAUGCUUCUUACUUUAGAAGUUUCUAAAUAAAAAAAUAUCAUGUAUGAUAAUACUAUGUAUGUAUAGUUCACCAACUACAUUUAGAAUGUAGCAAUUUUGAAAGACUUAAGUGUAUGUUUUUUCUGGUAUGAUAAAAAUUGAUAUUAGUAGUUUGAAGUAGAAGUGAAGAGUAGAUGUACAUGUACUGUAGGUCAUUUCCUUAAACUUUGCUUAAGGUUUACCCCAGAAUAAGGCAGUAUAAAAUGUGUUGUGCAUAGUAUGUACUGUACAUAUAGAGAAAGAGAUCAUAAUUGAUCAAAGUCAUUAUUCAAUGAAUUACAUGGAUUUCAUUUUAUAUUAUUAUAUUUUACAUAACUACAAUAUAUUCCAGUGCCAUGUUCGCAAAAUGAAUUCACCUGAAAAUCUUGUAUUCAUAUUUUAGCAAGUCCAGCUUGGCUAUAUACUACCAAGACACGGAUAAUCUAUUCUUUAGAUUUAUAUUAGAAUUUAGGGCUAUAACUUUAUAUAAGAAAGCAUGUGAGUUUAAUCAAUGAGGUUAUAUCAAACCAUAAUGGGGUUAUAUCAAGCCCGGUGUAGCCUUCUUUGUUCGAUUAUUUGGCCGAACUUUGAUUUUGAAAUGUUGCUAAGAUUUUGAAGAUGUUGUCAAUAGAUGCAGUCUUCCCAAUUGAUUGUUGCCCAUUCAAGUUAUCUAUGAAAUCAAAGCAUUUUGCUGCUUAACAGAGUUUUAAAUGAAUCUAUUUAAUUACAUG
This is a messenger RNA of Branchiostoma floridae (Florida lancelet), 5340 nucleotides long. RefSeq names its product serine-rich adhesin for platelets-like. Bases 1 to 3576 code for a protein of 1191 amino acids. The transcript is spliced from 10 exons. The record is from RefSeq and is a predicted model, not a curated record. NCBI's taxonomy places the organism in Eukaryota, Metazoa, Chordata, Leptocardii, Amphioxiformes, Branchiostomatidae.